AUGGUUCCUGCCGAAUCUCAGAAGAAAGAAAGUACUGCUCAUAUCUAUCUAUCUAUCUAUCUGUCUAUCUAUCUAUCUAUCUAUCAUAUCACAGUUUGUUUUGUUAGUAUCUAUCUUUUCUUUCUUUUUCUUUACAAUACCUUAUAUAAAACUUUCUUUUGUUCUUUCUUUCUUUCUUUCUUUUUUCUUUAUCUUUCUUACUUUCUUUCUUUCUUUUCCUUCCUUCUUUCUUUCUUUCUUUUUCCUUCAUUCCUUCCUACUUACUUUCUUUCUUUCUUUCUUUCUUUCUUUCUUACCAACCUACUUUAUAUUAUACUUGCAUCCCCCACCAUUUUUACGCUUUCUUUUUUCUUCUUCAUCUUUUUCUCUCUUCAUCUCACUCUCUCUGUUCUUUUCUUCAUAUUACACACGAUCAGCUACCAAACUUUCUUGAUUUGUAUCCCCAAGCCUACCCGACCAAGCCCACCCGAGUACCUUUCACUUUCUUCAUUAUCUUUUCUCCUCCUCCUACACCUCCUCCUCUUCUCUUCAGCUAAGAUCAAGUUAGCCGCUUUUUCUAUCCUUCUCUUCCUCUCUCUACUGCGGUCGUAA
Molecule: messenger RNA, 591 nt
Organism: Acanthosepion pharaonis
Lineage: Eukaryota; Metazoa; Mollusca; Cephalopoda; Sepiida; Sepiidae
Source: the annotation of a GenBank genome assembly